Messenger RNA from Ruditapes philippinarum (Manila clam), 2514 nucleotides. RefSeq lists its product as uncharacterized. The transcript is spliced from 6 exons. The coding region runs from base 34 to 2115 and encodes 693 amino acids. The record is from RefSeq and is a predicted model, not a curated record. NCBI's taxonomy places the organism in Eukaryota, Metazoa, Mollusca, Bivalvia, Venerida, Veneridae.
AACAAUUUAUAUAUUCUCCAGUCAGGUGUAAAGAUGGAUGAAUAUGAAGACGACAGUAUUUCUGAUGACGAGUCUGGAAAUGAUAUCACCAACAAUAAUUACAGAGUGCAUAGGGAACAGGGUGUUCAAUAUUUUUCCGAUAUAAGCCUUCCUUGUGUACUGCUCUUGGAAAGUGGAAAUGAUGACCCCUUGCAUAUUGAUGCACAUGACAUGCAUUCUCAAUCACAGCGAAAGUUUCAUAUUGAAAUCAGAGAGGAAGGUUAUGAUGGUCAUGGACAGAUCACCCCGGUUACUUGCCAAACAAUUCCCGAACAGGGUUUUGGAAUGGUAAACCACAAACAUAUUGCUCAUGCGGUCGAGGCUUACCAUGGUUCUGAUGUACAAAAGAUGGGAUAUAUGAUCAACUGUGUCAAAGAUAUCGAGGACAUGCUCCAUUCUUUUUUUGCUUUUGAUAAAGAAUGUAGACUACAAGAACGGUUUGAAUACGUUGAAAACAGAUUGCAUUCUGACAUAGCUGAGUUAAACAAAUGCCUGGGUAAAGUUCGUGAUGCAAUUGAAAGGGUGGAGCAGUGUCCAAGGAUCAAAGUACAAUGUGACAGUGAUACAGCUGACCAUGACACUCAGACGGAUACAAGUACUGUUUGUUCAAGGAAAUACAGUAAUGAGAAGUCUAUAUUUGAAAGACCGACGUCACAUAAUUUAACAGAAUUCACAGAGGCUGGUGACAAUAUUGAUGACAAAAGUGAAGAAAGUAAUUCGGAGUCUGAAUGUUCCGAUAACACAAAUAUAACAGACGAUUCGAAUGAGAAAGAAACAACGUGUAUGUUUGAUGAAACCAAUCUUCAGAGAGAAACUGGAACUCGAAAUAAGGACAUAUUUAAACCGACGUUGGGGGAAUACAUAGAAAACUUCACAUCUGAAACAUCGAUGGAAAUGUCGCAGAAGGAUGAUUGGAAAAUAGAUCACACAGCCUGGUUGUCAUGCCUCGAACUCCAAGACCAUAAUCAAAUCGGUACACUGCUAAAAGAAAGAAAGCUUCCAGAUCAAGAUUUGCUGGAUAAGGCAAGUUCGAUUUUCGGAAGAUGUUCCCUGAUUGUAUCUGAUAUAUGCAUAUCAGUCUGCAAAUAUUUACGGGGAAAAGCAUCUGAAAAUUAUAUAGACAUAUGGCCAGCAUAUUUUUACGAUAAAGAUACGACAACUGCUUUGGACAAUAUCACUUUUGUUGUAAUAAAAGCUAAUCAACGCGACUUAGGUAUCGGAGAUGUGUUCAGAACAUAUGAAAGAGAGGCCUCCAUAUGCAGUACCGAAAGUAAAUACAUAAACAAGCUUGAAUAUGAGUCAGAAAUAGAUUUCGAAGAUUUACCUAAACUGACAAACUGUGUCAAUCAAAAUUCAGCUACCUUGAUGCGUAACCACAGUAAAUUAACGAUGGUGUCAGCUAGUUCAAAAAUAUCUAAAGGUUACAAGUCUGACAAGAAAAUUCUAGACAGACAAUGUGUUACACUGUAUGUUCAUGUAAAAGGUUAUAUACCAUUACAAGAGAAACCUUUUCCUGAACAUGUAGGAGACUAUCCUGUGGAUGUGCGCGAAGCUGUGUUUAAACAAUUUCUUGGCGGGCGACCAGAUGAACACCUUGAGAACUUACGGAUGGGAUGUGCUAUAAGGGGCAGUACUGAAAAUGAACAUGGACUUGCUGGCACACUUGGCGGAUUUCUUGAACAUCCGAAACAUGGUUUAUGUUGCAUAACAUGUGGGCAUGUUCUUUGUCGCGAUCUAGACAAACUUCCGAGUAAUGGAAAAAAACAUUUGACGGAUCAAGAAUCAAAUGUUCCUGUUUUUCAACCAAUUUGUCCCGGGUCACGUUCGUUUGGUCACUUAGUUAGUUUAGUGUAUAACACUGGUGGAAAUGGGGAUUCUGGUGUGGAAGUUGCACUGAUCAAACUUGACUCUAGAUUUCCAGUGGACGGACGAUUCCCCGAUACAGACAAAGGUUUUCAGACAGGACAGGUAAACAUUAAAUAUUGGUACUAUUUUCAUUGGCCUCUCUUGUUAUUUAGGUGUCAUUAUGUAGUGAAAUACAUAUUUUAUUGCUUUCAAUUUUUUAAAUAUUUUUAAUUAAUUACAUUAUAUGCUUGGAAGGGUAUUUUCCACUCUUGCAAGUUUUUCAUCUUAGUAAAUUCAUGUCUUUCAGGAUUUUCAGAAGAAAACCCAAUGACCUUUUGCAAUGGAAAAAUAUGUGAACUGGAGGAGCUGAAUAAAGGAUCAGUAGUGAUCAAAUAUGGAUGGUGCACAGAAAUUACACGUGGUGUUUUUCGGUUGAAGGGUGGAGCAGUGCGAACUUCCAAUCCAGUUGGAGAACAUGGAGGUGCUGGUUUCUUACUUCAUAACCAGAUAGAAGUACUCUCUGCUGGUGAAGACGUAUUUGCUGCUAAUGGUGAUUCUGGAGCUUUUGUAUUCAUUGAAGAAAAUGAUGAGUUAAGCCUCGUAGGUAUGCUUGAAGGCGGACUGGAUGAC